AGUCAGACGUCAUCCUCGUACACGGCACCUUCUGACCUCAGCUUCAGAGGCGAUCCCCAGGGGCCUCCGAGUACCUGAACGGCAACAUGGCGUACCAGCACAAGCUGGCCGAGAAGCUGACCGUGCUCAACGACAGGGGCCGAGGGGUACUGGUGCGAAUGAACCACAUCAAGAAGACAUGUGCAGACCCCAAGCUCAGACCCUCCUAUCUGACAGACAAGGCCAUGGAGCCUGCGAUAAAGUACAUCAACAAAAAAUUCCCCAACAUCGACUUCAAGGGAUCCUGCCAACAGCUGAGCACCGUUCAGAAGCAGAAGUCGGCCGUGCUGGAGGGGCUGAGGAGCUACUAUGAGUCCUUCCUUGAUGUCAAGGAGUUCAGGGAAGAGGUGUAUGAAUUGCUGAAUACAAUAGAUGCUUGCCAGUGCUUCUUCAAUAUUACUGUCAAUUUUGACUUCACAAAGAACUAUCUGGACCUGGUAGUGACCUAUGCCUCAGUCAUUCUCAUUCUUUCUCGCAUUGAUGACAAGAAGGCCCUAGUGGGCAUGUACAACUGUGCCCAUGAGAUGUCCAAUGGAAACAGCGAUCCUGCCUACCCUCGCCUUGGGCAGAUGCUUGUGGAGUACGAUCACCCAAUGAAAAAACUCACUGAGGAGUUUGGCCCUCACACCAAGGCGGUGACAGAGUCGCUGCUCUCGCUGCAGCUGGUGUACCCGCGCAGGAACCUGCAGGCGGAGCAGUGGCGCGGUGCCCAGCUCCUCAGCCUCCUCAGCAGCCCCGGCAACAUGCUCGCCCCUGCCUCCUGCGACACGAUGGCCUGUGAGUAUCUGUCCUUAGAAGUAAUGGAGCGCUGGAUCAUCUUGGGCUUCCUGCUGUGCCACAGCAGUCUGAGCACAAACCAGGCCUCCCAGGAGCUGUGGAAGAUGGCACUACGCAGCGGCCUGUACCUCACCCUCAUCAGGGAUGAGAUCAUCAACAUCCACAAGUUCUCUGAGGACUACUUUGAUGGCAUGAAAGGAUACAGCAAGAGGGUGGCAGAUAUCAAAGAGUGCCGGGAGAAUGCCAUAGCCAACUGCGGAGGCAUACACAGGGAGAAGAGACUCUUUCUGAGGAAUGCACUAAAGGAACUCUAUAAAGUGCUGGAGGAUGAGCCCAGACUGCUGGGUCCAAAGGCACUGUUUGUAUUCAUGGCCCUGUCAUUCUCCCGUGACGAAGUCCUCUGGCUGGUUAGGCACAGUGAGAACGUUCCAAAAACCAAGACCCCCGAAGACUACGUGGACCCGCAUAUGGCAGAGCUGCUCUUCUACAUGGAGAGACUGCAGACUCUAUUCCAUCAACACAAGGGGAUGAUAGAUCGUUACCAUCUUCUCUACCUGUCCCAGUUUGAUGCACUGGUGAUCAAUGACACUGCUCAGAGUCUGGCUGUCUGUCCUGAGGAGGAAUCCGUGCUGAUGUCAUCGUUUGUGACUGCCCUGUCAGCGCUCAAUAUCAAGCAAGUGCAGAAUGGAGAGGCAUUUGAUUUCAGAGCCCUCAGACUGGACUGGCUGCGCUUACAGGCGUACACCAGCGUGGCCAAAGCCCCUCUGUCUCUGAAAGAGUACCCGGACUUGGCCAAGAUCAUGAACCUGGCGCAGUUCCACACCAGGAUGAUAGACAACGUGGACGGCCUCUUGCAGGAGACGGCCGAGCUCUCCAUCCUCUGCUUCUACCCGCGGGUGUUUGAGAAGAUGUUCUUCCAGAGCAGUGAGGAUGUGACCAUGCAGAGGUACCUCAUGGCCUUCCCUCUGCUCUGCUCCCACUUUAACGAGGGUGGGCACCCCAUGUGCCCAGAGGAGACGGAGGCGACCGAGAAGAGGAGCCUGAAACUGUCCGUGACCUUCCUGGAGGAGAUCGCCAAGCAGACCUGCGCGGUCGUCCUGGAGAUCUGUGCCGAGCAGUGCAACCUCAACGACCAGCUUUUGCCAAAGCACUGUGGUGAAACCAUCAGCAGGGCCCGUAAUAAGAAGCUGAAGAAGCCCAUGCCCAAGAAGGGGGAGAUACAGAAAGACAAGCCAGGGACUGAGAGCCAGAGGAAGGACAGAGGCAUCGUGACCAAUAUGGAUAAGAUGCAUCUGACCUUAUCAGAGCUCUGCACGGCCUUCGCCCACUACCCUGACUUCACCGUCUUCAACCACUCCAUCAUCCCUGCCGAGUUCCUGAUCUCCCAGUUUGAGAUCCGACUCACCAAGAUCAUCGUGCAGAUGGCCAAUUACAACCAGACCACCCAGGAGAUCUCGCGGCCUUCCGACCUGCUGGCCGGUGUGCAGGCCUACACCACCAGCCUGCAGACGCUGAACCGCUACGUCAACAUGGACGUGGCGCGGCUGGUCCGGAAUGUCCUCCUACAGCAGACCCAGCCACUGGACUCGCGCGGGAACAGGACCAUCACCACGCUUUACACCAACUGGUACUUGGAGAGCCUUCUACGGCAAGCCAGCAGUGCUGUCAUUCGGCACUGCCCCACAUUGCACUGCUUUGUCAACCAGACCACGGAGGCUGAGCAAAGCUUCCGUGCUGAAGAGUUCUCUGACAUCUGCGAACUGCAAGCGCUGGCGCAACUCCUGGGGCCCUACGGGCUGAAGUUUCUCAGCGAAAACCUGAUGUGGCACAUCACCUCACAAGUGGCAGAACUCAAGAAACUUGUCGUGGAGAACAUGGAUACCCUCGUACAGAUGAGAGCUAAAUUUGACAAGCCUGAAGAGAUGUCCUCUCUUCAGAAGAAACUCACAGGAUGUGAAAAUGUCCUGAAGAGGAUGACCAUCAUCGGAGUUAUUCUGUCUUUCAGAGCCAUGGCACAGGAUUCGCUGGGGGAUGUCAUGCACAUGCGUUGCCCUUUUCUCAUGGGGUCAAUCGAAUCUCUCCGGACCUUUGUCUCCCCUGACACUGACAUCAAGGACACACUCAGUGUGUAUGAACUGGCGUCUGCAGCUGGCUUGCGGUGUAGUAUCGACCCCACCUUGGUCGCCGCUAUAGCUGGCAUGCGAACAGAUAACUCAUCCAAGGAAGACGAAUGCAAGCUUGCAAGUCUGUUGCUGAUCUUCAUUGCAGUGUCACUGCCUACCUUGGCUCUCGAUGUGAACUCAUUCUACAGCAGAGAGUACGGAGGGCAUCAAAACAACAUCCACUGCCUGGCCCUGGGCAUCAACCAUCUGUCUGCCGCCAUGUUCACCACCCAGAACGAGAACAUUCAGCAGCACCUGAAAGAGUUUCUCCUGGUGGCAUCUUCCACUCUCCUCCAUCUGGGUCAGAGUGUAGAGAAGGCAGAGGUCAAAAACAGAGAUUCUAUUUACAUUCUCUUACACCUGAUAGUGCAGAAUUCUCCAUUCCUUACUCAGGACAUGCUUGAGAGCUGCUUUCCCUACGUCCUCCUACGGAAUGCCUACAGAGAGGUCUACAAGACCUUCAUUCACACCCUAGGCUGAUCCACUCCACAGCCCAGUCACCAGCUCAGCGUGAACACACCUGAUGUUUGGCUAUGACACAUGCAGAACAGGUGGGGUGGGCAGGGUGGGGUCUGAAGAAUUCAAAUGACCUCAAUUCCCACUCCCCUGGAAUGUACUGUACCAAAAUAAACAACAAACAAACAAGAUAUCCUUUUUUUCCAUGCUUCAUUCAAGACUGAUGCAAUUAAGUUUAGCGGAUUUUAAGUUUUGCUUGUUUUUCAGUGUUUUGCACUUGUUGCGUAUGUUAGAUUUAGGUGGAUUUCAUAUAUCAGACUACAAUGUAGCUACAUCUCAACAACCCCCAUUCCUAGUUUGCAUAUCAACAUGCCAGAGCCAUCAAGGUGGCUCCUGGCCUUUUGUCUAUGUUGAGGAGCCAUCAGACAUGGUUCCUGGCUUUUGUGUGUCUUGGAGCCAGAGACAUUAGGUGGCUUUUGUCUACAGCCACGACAAGAUGGCUGAAGCCAAAGGGUUUUAGCAUCCAUAUGGCCCUACCUGGCCAUAGGCCUGUUCAAGCUAGACAUCCCCUUUUGACCUCCAGACACACCCAUCCCUUCCCCUUACCCCUUCUUGUUAAUUCUACACUAUAAAUGUUUGUACAUCUCUGUAAUGUAUGGAAGAAGACCUUCUCGAAUCCAGAUGACCGCUUUCCUGGCAGCAGAUGUGCCUCGUGCAUGCUCUUGCUGUGUCGAGGUGACCGUGGCUAGUGGCUGAAUAAACACAUUCUUCCACAACUAUAUAUAUUAUAACCAUAUAGGCAUAUGCAUGUCUACAAUGCAGUAUAGUUGUUCAAGUUUAAGCUCACGUGAGGUAUUUUACCCUUAUGUCUUGAAACUGAUUGUGUAUGGAUAUCUUAAAUAAAAUGUACUACUAAAAA
Messenger RNA from Clupea harengus (Atlantic herring), 4353 nucleotides. RefSeq names its product NCK associated protein 1 like (gene nckap1l). Gene Ontology annotation, cellular component: SCAR complex. Gene Ontology annotation, biological process: cell migration; cell projection assembly; neuron projection morphogenesis. The record is from RefSeq and is a predicted model, not a curated record. NCBI's taxonomy places the organism in Eukaryota, Metazoa, Chordata, Actinopteri, Clupeiformes, Clupeidae.